ACCGGUGGUAGAAAGCGCCCGGCUUAUCAGGUCCUCAGCACCUCUGCAACAGUAGUCCCAGAGAUUAGGAAACCUAAACUCAUUGUUUAAAAGAAUUUAAGCGGGCUUGAUUCAUUAUUUACAUUUGUUUAUGCCAUAAAAGGGCUAGCUGGAAUAAAGUUCGUGUCUGAAUUACUAGGCGGGUACCGCCUCCCCCUGAAAUUGGUCAGAUCUUAUGUUAAAAUAACUUUACUAUGGAUUAUAAAUCUUAGAACUGAUAUCAAUAGAGUUUUUUUGUUUUGAAUGUGAAGAAUAUGGAUCUCAGAAGAAAUGCUUUAGGAAUUGUUCUUCUUGUUUGUAUUUUUGUUUCUCUAUCACGGCAGGAGAGCACCAGGGCGACUUUGUUUAUCACUCUAAGGGAAUACAACAACACAAACAGCGAACUGUUUGAUGGAAACUGUUGUGAUGGACUCGCCGUGUCAAACAAGUGCAGCUCAGACAGGUGUGAUUACGUCAUCAAAAUAUGUGUAUCUCCAGAUGAAAAUGGAAAGUGGUGUCAGUCUACAGAAUUAAACGCAGAUCAACCCCCGGAUCUGGUGUUCCUGGAUCAGACACCAAGAGAGCUGCCUAUUGCAGAAUGGAAGGGGAGUGCACGUGUGGACAUCAGUAUAACAGACAUUGAUGGUCCUUCCACACAGCAACUGGUCGAUAGGUUCUCCUUCAAUUACACAGAAAAAGGAAGUAAGAUUCCCAAACCCCGGGAACUUCUAUUGAAAGGGAAACGCCCAAAGCCAUCAAGACUGAGACUGUCAAUGGCGAUACAGUGCCAGACCUACUACUAUGGUGACGAAUGCUCCGUGUUCUGUAUCCCCUCUGUGGAUUGUAAAGGUCACUACAGGUGUGACGAGAAUACCGGGGCCAAAAUCUGUGACCAGGGCUGGGAGGGAAAGGACUGUACCAGACCAAUAGGAGAUGGCAGCUGUCCAGGACAACAUUGUGAAAAUGGUGGGACUUGCUCUAUGGAUAAAUUCAGCAACACAACUAACGAUGUCUUUUUCUGCUGUUGUCCUCCUGGUUAUACCGGUAACAGGUGUGAAAUAGAUCUAGACGAAUGUAGACAAAACCCCUGCCAGUAUGGUGGAACUUGUCGAAACACUCCAGGGAGCUACAUCUGUAACUGUCACCCAAGAUAUCGCGGAAUGAAUUGUGAAAUUCCAACAACAUGUAGAGACAACCCAUGUGUUCAUGGAAAAUGCUCUGAUGCAACAAACGGUACCUUUACCUGUCAUUGUGGUUCAGAAUUUUCUGGAAUGUUCUGUGAAAAUGUAAUAACAACCACAACCAGAAGCACCUCUACCACAUCAACAACAACAGAAUCCACGACAACCACAAGCACAACGACAACACCAAGAACAACGACAACACCAAGCACAACAACUACAACGAUACCAACGACAACAAAAGCAACACCAACGACAACACACACCACUGAAACUUUUACAAGCACCACAACUUCUGUUACAGCAAAAACAUUGCUAACGACGAAACCCUCGAGCACCAUAGAUACUACAAAACACAUGACAUCAAAUAUAGUCACACCAUCUUCCGGAAAGGUAUCAUAUAACUGUUCAGAGAAUGCAUGCAGGAACAAUGGUAAAUGUAUUAAUAGUGCAUGUCAGUGUUUAUUAGGUUUUUCUGGACAGCUUUGCCAGAAGGAAGUAAUCGAAUGCCAAAAUGACACGUGUUUGAAUGGAGGGUAUUGUAAUGAUGUUGUUGGGAAUUAUUCAUGUGAUUGUCUUCAUGGCUUUGCGGGGUCUAGAUGUGAAAAGCAUGCUGGUAGUAGUACGGUUUCUCCAACAGUUAAUGCAUGUGGGUUUUGUGGAAAUGGUUCUUGUUUAGUGCUGGGAAAUGGGACUGCAUUUUGUGUUUGUAAACAAGGGUUUAGCGGAAAGACAUGUGCCCAUUCCAAUAAUUUAUGUCGUCCUUAUUCAGAUGCUUUAUGUUUUAGUGGCAGUCAAUGUAUGUUAAAAUCAUUUAGAACAAACACAGACAUUUGCCCGCAUGGUUGGGCGGGUCCAAUUUGUAGAAAUGGAUCAAUUGCUUUGUCAAGAGAUCUGGAGUGUCCACGAGUUGUAUGUAAGAACGAUGGUCAUUGCUUCAAUGGAAAGUGCUGUUGUAGACCUGGAUAUAAAGGGGAGUUCUGUGAGGAAGAAAUACUGCAUUGUGAUAGCAGUCCAUGUAAGAAUAAUGCAACAUGUAUAAAUAUAUACAACGAUUUUGAGUGUCACUGCCAAAUGGGAUUCACUGGACGAUCUUGUGAAGUAUCUUUAUUUUAUCCGCUAUUCCCCACUACAUCACAGUCAUCUGAAGUGACGACACAGCCAAACAAACCGACCAUAUCUCAGCAAAUAACGUCCACAUCCUCCAUAGAUUCAUCAUCUAAAGAAACGUUAUCUAUUAACCCCACAACAUACGUUUCCCAUAAUGUACCAACGGAAUCAUCAACAUCUAAAACAACAACUUUAACAGAGACAACAGAAAAACAAACAACAGGUUUGAUCCAUAAACAAACAUCGUUUCCUGUUUCCAAAAAUGUACCAGUGACGACAGAAGCUUCGUCAUCGUCAGUUACUCAAACCAUAACACAAAAGUCCACCCAAGUUUCAUCUACUGACUCUGCAACACUUUCUUCAAGGACCACGAAACAUAAUUUAAGUACAAUUAAAACUCAAAGGUCUACCACAACUGACUCUGUGUUUGCUCGCUGUUAUGGUGAUCAAUGCUUCUUGAAUGGAACCUGCUUAAAUACAUCAUUUGGUAGAACUGAAUGUAAUUGCAUGAAAGUAGAUAUGGCAAAAUUAUUAAUAGUAGAUUGCAAGGUUGUAGAUACUUCAUUGACAACUGUAACGUAUAGCAUAGCUUCAAGUUCGUCAUUUCAGACGACCACACCCUCGGGUGGCUCCCACACGACAUCUCAGGUAACUUCCUCCUACACUAGUUCAACGCCAAUAUUAUCAACAACGAACUCUAAAUCCAGCCUCAAAAUAUCUCCAUCUACCGUGAUGACUGUGACGAAGGUACGCUCGACCCCUUCACAAAAUAGAGGAAAUAUGUCUGUGACACUCAGCGGAAAAAUUCCCGAUAAUGAAAUCCCGGCGAUCAAACAGGUGAUAACAAAUGCCGUCAAAAACACUUCCAAAGGAGAGAACUGUACGGACAUCAACAUUUUGGACAAAGAGUAUCUGUACAGUAUCUCCAGAGACGUAUACACAAAAGUCAUCUACAACAGCUCAGAUUGUCCAAACGCAGCAGAUUUGCAUAAAAAUCCAAAUCUCACGGAUUCUAUAAACAACCAACUUGCUAACUCUGGUCAGCUUAGUAAUUAUGGCGUGUUCAGUGGUAAAACAACAGGACUGGGACGAAGUUACCACGUCCCUCUCAUUGGAUACGUGUACAAUAUUUACAGGAGCGGCAUCAAGACUGCCAUUAAACAAGCAUGGUCGAACGCAGGAAAUAAGCUUGUUGAUGUUCUCAUUGUUGAUGCUGCGUACAAAAUUGGAGAUUAUGGAAUAUAUGUAACGGAUAUAUCAUACCUAGUCACAAGUGGUCUAACAUUCCUACAAGCUAAACCGGAGAACAUUCCCAAAGAUCAGGCGUUUUAUAAGGAGUUCCAAACAGAAUUUCCAGAUAUGCAAGUCAUGAUGUAUACUGGAAACGAGAGUUACGGAUAUGAAUCAGGACUUCGACUGUCUCUACAACAAAGAAAAAGAACCACAUCUCUCACUGCUGCUGAUAUUUACAAGAAAACUCUUGCAGUUUAUAAAAACGCCCUAAAAGAUAAUGGGCUCUGUCUGCAGCAAGCAUGUAAUGUUGGAUUGAAGCUUUCUCCGUUAGAGGACACCCCUACAAAAGAAAGAUCAGUUGAUGUCAUGCUGUACCCAACGUUAGACGGACAUCUCAACACAGAGCCAACGGUGCUUAAAGCACUGAUAACCAAACUAUCGACACAUUAUCAGAUUUGUAAUGUCUGUAAAAACCCAAGGCUCCAUUAUGUGGACAUAGCCGGGCGUGUGAAGCUCAAAGAUGAAAAUAAUAUUAGAAAUGCAAUAAAUACAGUUUUUGAAACCAUUGAUACUUCCUGGAGGAAACAAUCCUUUUUAAGCAGACAAAAUUCAAUUGCCACGAGACUGUACUAUCUACCGAGUCAGCCCAAUGACACAAGGACCGAGUGGCCAAGACCAAAUAUGGAGGGAAAGUUAGAUCUCAUUAACAAUUCUCUGAGUAGUUUAAACCGGAGGUUGGCAGUAGAUAGGAUGAAACGGUUACAUCAGCUGGUACUGAAAGAAGCUGUUCCAGAAUCAGAACAAAAGCGAACUUCUCUUUCAUUGAGCACUGCAUGGGCCACAGCAAAUAAACAUGUUUCCCAGCGUGCUUUGACCACAGACAUCCAAUCAUGGAACAAUUUUUAUGUUUCCUCAAAAGGGGAGACCGUGACCCAGAUAAAGUAUACGGUGAAUGUCAUGAAUGCCGAUUCCAGUCUAGCAGCGGUGUCCUCUCCCAGCGUUAGCGUCAUGGGUAACGUUCUGAAAUCAGUGUGUGACUGCAGAGCCUAUAGGGUCAGAAUGUUGUGGACAAAGGACACGCAGGGAUUCAAUUCGACAGUUAUACAGAAAGCUGUAUCAAAUGCAUGGAUCCUCGCCAAUAAUGGUCUUGGUCUAACAAUUCCAGUUAAAGUACUCAACACAGAGUCUGGAUACGUCGCUGGAUCUGGAGACAAUGUACGUAUGUACACAUAUUUCAUACAGCCAAGGAAAGGGCUAAUGGAAGUUGAGGAGGACGAUUUGGACGAACCCUCCUCUGUACAGUUAGAGCAGGAGUUGUCUAACCUGGUUCCCGGGUCACGUGUGUUUUCUACAGCCUCUAAAAAGUCAGAACCAGAGGGAACAGAAUGGUGGGUUUACGUCGUGAUAGCUGUAGGAUGCUUAGCACUGGUCAUCAUACUAGCCACGCUCAUUAUCUCAGCCGUGAGAGCUCGAAAUCAUCGUCAGUCGAGAACGCUGAAACAGGACCCAAAGCAGAUGAAUGGUUACGAUAAGGAACACUUUUCUAAGGAACCGGUGAUGGAGAAGAAUUCCAAUGGACUAUAUGCAGUGGAGGACGAAGAUACGGACUAUUCCAAAACUACCUAUAUAGUGAAUGACGCUUUUACCGACAGUUAUCGAGAGUAGGCGACAUAGCAAGGGCCAGCUUUUAUUUGUAGAGGUGUUGCAAUAAGUUCUUUAACAUGUUCAUUGAGAAGAAAAGUAUGCAAAGACUAUAUUUAUGCUUUUUAAGUGAAGGGACUGAUAUGUUUGCGGUAUGAUAACGUACUAAUUGCCAGAAGACACGUGAAUGUGUGUGCGUGUGUAUAUGUGUGUUGAAUGAAAUGAUAAAGAAGAGAUAAUGAUAUUAGAUUUAUUUUAAUCAGUUGUGUUCAAAUAUUCUUUUCAAAUAUCUAAGAAGAGAUAAGACUGCAUUAAUUGUACAUACUUUAAAUACAUUGUACAUAUUUCAUCCAUCUUUUUGUACUAUAUUGUUU
Saccostrea cuccullata (small rock oyster) is the source of this 5557-nucleotide messenger RNA. RefSeq lists its product as uncharacterized. The transcript is spliced from 21 exons. Gene Ontology annotation, biological process: cell communication. Gene Ontology annotation, cellular component: membrane. NCBI's taxonomy places the organism in Eukaryota, Metazoa, Mollusca, Bivalvia, Ostreida, Ostreidae. Bases 294 to 5207 code for a protein of 1637 amino acids. Gene Ontology annotation, molecular function: calcium ion binding. The record is from RefSeq and is a predicted model, not a curated record.